AUGUUGACGUUUCUUAUCCCCGGGCCCGUACUGGAGUGCUUGAAUGGGAAGCUGGUGACCCGCUUCUGCAAUAACAAGCAACCUCCCCAUAUCAACGUGCUCGUGGACAAGAGUGUCUACGACAGAAUCUACAUCUACUACAUCUAGGAGGCAAGCCACCGUCGGGCGGGCAUUCCUUUAAACUUGGCGUCAAUCUGGCAGGCACGGUAAGAGAGAAUUGGACGCGAUUCUUCCCUUUUCGUGCGCCGAGGCACGCUUUGCUCACGACCACCACGUUGCUUGUUGUUAGGUCUCACCACCCACGAGAAUUUAGACUUCGCCCUUAUUGGCGAUUACCUGCGGGAUGCCGGCUCAUGAUGCUUUUGCUCGUCGCUCACGAGACUGGGACCUUGCUCAUGAUACGCGCAUAGGAGGGCGCCGCGGUGAUUCUCCCGAUUUUUCUUACAUGAAAUGCCCAUCACGAGCCAUUUUGUCUGCUUCGGGAGUGCAUGAAGUUCUUUCUGUGGCGGAUACGUUGUGGCGGCAGCGGCCUGAGCUGCAACCCCUGUUUAGUGGGGCUCGAGAUGACAGCAUGCUCCCCGCUUCUACUACUGCUCCUACUGCUUUUGUGCCGGCUUACCGGCCUGCAUCCGCCGACUUCCCCGUGGUGCUCUCUGAUUCGACUCCACGUAUUUCGACAUGGCGAAUUUUAUGUGUACACAAGUUGGGCGUUCGUUACACUACCGAUCUGCCAUUCAUUUUUCGAGAAGAACUCGCUUUUUUUUUGGGCCAUUGGCUAUGCAUGUAAAAGACCUCGAGUUGGAGCCUUUGCUGCCGCGCAAACCCACUGCGGUCUUUCCCCGCACCUCAGCGCCUGUUGCGGCAAAACGUCGUGCUGCGCUGCGCGAGUUUUGGACAGACAAACUAGUCUCCUCGUAUAACACAGGCCCUUUUGUGCUAGCUUCUACUGCUGUUGGUACAUGGCAUGGAGUGCUUCUGGAUGCCUUUUAUGAUUGGUUGGAUCCGCUUCAACCAAGGGUACAUCAAGCUUUUCUGGCCGGGCGUAUGCUCUCUUGCGGAUAUCUUCGCUUUCCGUUUGGACCCAGGCAGGACCCUCCGGCCGUUGCACCCACUUUUACCGCGUCUUCUGUCCCUGGCUCUGCUGUCCCCGGCUCUGCUGUUGCCCCCACCGCCGUGGCCCCCGCCAUUGCUGUUUCUACUCGUGAUCGGGAAUACCCCGGUUCUCUCGCUUUUCUUUCAGAAGCAUAAAUGUCGGAGAAGUCGGAGGAACUGAUGGGCUUUGAAGAAGAGGAGGUGGAGGACGCGUCCCAGUCUUCACAGGUGGAGAACGCAUCCCAGUCUUCCCCGGACCGUCGUGAAUCUAUGGACAGGGCCUUCUUCGCGACAUCGAGGCGGCCCGCCCCAAGGCUCUGGCUGCAGCUUACCGCUCGGGCAGCAUCACCCUCCGGGACAUUGUGGACGCGGCCCGCCUUUCCUCCCCCCACCCCCUUGCCGUCCCCACUGUUGACUUUGACCUAGACGAGGAGGAGCUCGUUGAGAUGUCUAACGAUGAAGUCGACGCGUGGACACAACUUCAGACCAUCUUCAACCAGCGGCUGCAGGCUGAGCUCGACCAGGCGGCGGAGGACGCGGAGCAACGGGCCCGAGAAGAGGAGGCCGCUC
This is a messenger RNA of Ectocarpus sp. CCAP 1310/34, 1662 nucleotides long. Lineage: Eukaryota; Phaeophyceae; Ectocarpales; Ectocarpaceae. The record is from the annotation of a GenBank genome assembly.